UGCGCGAGCGGUUCCCUUUGCGCGCAAGUGCAACGCAUACGCAAACAGGCACCCGCUCAUGUUCUAUCAACUAGCGCGAGGCCUCCAAUGCAUCCGACACCGGGAGAAGAGUAUCACGCAUCAGCGCUAGAUGACUAGAGGAGCUUAAAUUGGAAGGUGAUAAGAUUAGUCCCUUUCAGUCCUCUCUGUCGCCACAUUCAUUGAAGUGGCAAUUCAAGUGUGCUUUGGGUGCGUUUCCGCUGAAUUGGGGAUUAUUGCGUGAUGGAGUGUUCGGUAAAGGAUAAAACGAUCGUAGUAACCGGUGCCGGACAAGGCAUUGGAAAUGAGCUCUGCCGGACGUUGGAUCAGCUCGGCGCUAAGGUGAUCGCCGUAUCGCGUUCCAGUGGGCCGUUGGAAGAGUUGAAAGCCGACUGUCCGCGGAUUGAGACGGUCCAGGUCGACUUAAGUGAUUGGAGCGCGACCAGGACUGCCCUUGCGCCGCUCGGAAAGGUCGAUGGGCUGGUAAACAAUGCCGGUGUUGCAAUCAUAAAGCCAUUUCUCGAGCUAACGGAGGAAGAUUACGAUCGCACAUUCGCUGUAAAUGUAAAGGCCGCUUUCAAUGUCGCUCAGAUUCUGGUGCCCAAAAUGGAGGGCGGCGCAAGCAUCGUCAACGUAUCGUCCCUGGCGGGGCUUAAAGCCAUCCACGGCCACUGCGCUUACUCCAUGUCGAAGGCGGCCAUCGAUGGUUUGACGCAGAAUUUAGCCCUCGAGCUUGGACCGCGCAAAAUCCGCGUCAACAGCGUCAAUCCGACCGUCAUUCUGACGCGCAUGGGACGGGACAAUUGGUCUGAUCCGGCGAAGGCGGAUCCGCUGAAAGCGAAAAUUCCGCUCGGGCGGUUCGGGGAGGUUAGCGAGGUGGUCGAACCGAUCGUCUAUCUGCUGAGCGAUCGGUCCAGCUUCGUAAACGGCCACAUGCUGCCGAUCGAGGGUGGAUUUUUGGCCGGGAAUUGACUUGCUUCCAAUGGGAACGAACCAUUCCAAUGUAAAGAAUACACGCGGGAGGGAUAUUAGUUUUAUCAUUUCAAAUCAAAGUUUAUUUUCAUUGCAUGUGGGUAUGUGUGUGUGUUGGCGGACAUUUGCGGUCGCAGUAACAGAUGCGGAGGGGAUGAGAAUUCAUGAGAUAAAAGCAUAAAUACAACGCUACACCAUUGAGUGAUACACAGGCAAACGCAAAAUUAAAACUAGUAAAUGAUUGUAGAAUGUAAACGGCCUGCAAAUGAAUCAUCACACCUUUUGACUAAUCGAUCGUUUGGUUUGGUACGCAUUCUUCAGCAGAUCCCACACACGGUACAUACACAUCUUGAUAGCGACUACAUUAUGAGAGUUGAUUGUUUCAGCUGUGGCGCAAAUAUACGGUUGGCGAUUGUGAGUUUAACUUCCGCUUCCAUUUCAGUACACAUUCGUUUAUGGUGAUUUUACCCUCUGAAAUCGUCUGUGAUAGUGUUGUGAUGAAGCGUUCUGGCAUGUAUUGUUUGUGCGCCUUGUCUCUUUUCCUUUUGCCGCCAUGAUUCCGAUUCCGAAUGGUAGCGUUUUUAAGUACAGGUUUGAGGCUCUUCGCUUCGCUUUUCGAGUUUUUUGCGAGUGCACUUACAGUCUAGUAACACAAAUCGAUUGAAAUAUUCGCCCUGCGCGGGAAAGGGCGCGUUAGAAUAGCGUGUACAGCCCGAUCUCACUUAACGAGUAUAUAAUCACUAAACAUCAAAUCACGUUAACAAACACAACCGAUUGGAAUUGUAUGAGAAAAAUCCGGCGGGCGAGAAAGCCAAAAUGAAAUCGGAAAUCGGUUUGUGUGGAUCGAGAUUCGGUGAGAUGGUUCUUGUUUUUUUAGCCAUACGAUUCCGUUCAAAUAAUCUGCCGUUUAGCUUCUGUAUGCCAUUUCCGUCUGAUAUUCAGCUAUUUAGGUCUGUUAACAGACGCGAACGAAAGAAAAGGCAUACUGGCAUCAAAUGUAACUUUCUCGCACCUAACGCAUGCCACUUUUGUUCCGAAAACUGACCCGAGGUGUAACUACUGCUGCCUUAAUGCGUGUGUGUGUGUUUCCAUCCUUCAGCGCAAAAUGGUUUUGUGUCGUAUUGUUUUUCUUUUUGGCGAAACGGUUUUGCCCAGCAGCGUAUCAGAUUGUGACUGUUGUGACGUCACGGCGCAUGCAGAAACGUGACCAUCCGGACACCCUAUCAUUAGGCAGUGCCGACACCGAUCGCAACGCCCGCCGCAAAGGCACAGAGGAAAAUGUGUAGAUCGUUCACCUUGCAGCCGGUCUCGUCA
Messenger RNA from Anopheles merus, 2304 nucleotides. RefSeq names its product L-xylulose reductase. NCBI's taxonomy places the organism in Eukaryota, Metazoa, Arthropoda, Insecta, Diptera, Culicidae. The record is from RefSeq and is a predicted model, not a curated record. Bases 262 to 990 code for a protein of 242 amino acids. The transcript is spliced from 3 exons. Gene Ontology annotation, molecular function: L-xylulose reductase (NADPH) activity; carbonyl reductase (NADPH) activity. Gene Ontology annotation, biological process: xylulose metabolic process; glucose metabolic process.